Messenger RNA from Topomyia yanbarensis, 1815 nucleotides. RefSeq names its product beta-1,3-galactosyltransferase 5. Lineage: Eukaryota; Metazoa; Arthropoda; Insecta; Diptera; Culicidae. The record is from RefSeq and is a predicted model, not a curated record. The transcript is spliced from 2 exons. Gene Ontology annotation, molecular function: hexosyltransferase activity. Gene Ontology annotation, cellular component: membrane. Bases 189 to 1379 code for a protein of 396 amino acids.
CCUACACAUUCCCAACGUUUCGGAAAAAGUAUCCAGUCCACCGAUUUUGCAGGAUUAAAAACUUAAGUGCUACAUACUUGUGCCAAGUUGAACAAGCAGAUUAUCGCUGCCAGUAAAAUAAAUUAUAAACCAUUGUCAAUGCAAACUUGCCAGCUAAUAAGAUUACUGCAGUGCCAUUAUUGUUAACCAUGAGAAAGUUUCACCGUUUUUUAGCCUUCGUCAUAGCCUUGCUUAUCCUGUAUCUGGUUUAUCGCUACUCGUUCAAAACUGAUAGUGAGGGGAACUAUUUAUUUUUGAAACCACUGGAUACUACUGGCACUGGUUUAGCGGGGAAGGGAUUCUUAACGCUGCUACAAUCGGAUUUGGAGGGGACUUCCUUGGAUUCACAAAAGCCAGCUAAUCCUAAAAGAUUGGUCGAUUUAACGGAUUUUCGCUUCAGAAUUGCGAACGAUAUCUGCAAGGAGAAUGGAAGCUAUUCGGAGCUGUUGGGUGUCAUUCUCGUCACAUCAUACGUCGGUCAUGACGCGCUCCGUUCUGCUCACCGACAGGCCAUUUCACAACAGAAACUCAUAUCGAUGGGAAUGUUGAGGAUUUUCUCGUUGGGAAACAUUCCUGCGACGGAAAAGUUUAUUACUCAAAACGCCAUUGAACACGAGCAGAAGCUUUUUGGGGAUAUCAUUCAAGGUGACUUCACGGAAGCUUAUAGGAAUUUGACCUACAAGCAUGUAAUGAGUCUGAAAUGGGCUACUGAACAUUGUAUGCGAGCCAAGUUUCUGAUCAAAAUGGACGAUGAUAUCGUGUUCGAUCCGUUUUAUAUUCAGAAUCAUUUAUCGGAUCUGGAUCAACAGAAUAAGCAGCUAUUGUUGGCCGGAUUCACUUUCACAAACAAGAAGGUUAUACGGCUUAAAGCAAACAAAUGGUUCGUUUCCAAAGAGGAAUUCAGCCGGGAUGCUUAUCCAUCGUACCUGUCCGGCUGGCUGUACAUCACCAACCAACCGACGGCUCGCCAGCUAGUACUGCAAUCUGAGUUGGUUCCAUUUUUCUGGAUCGAUGACACCUACGUGACCGGGAUACUAGCGGAACGAGCUCGCAUUCCACUAACCAACAUCAGCAAGUGGUUCAGCGCAAAUUCGGAGUUUCUUGACUGCUGCAUUCGGGACAUGAAGCGCUUCUCGUACCAGUGCGAUUAUUAUGUAGGUCCGAACGGGGGUAACAAUAAUCUGAUAGUGGACUUCGUGCAGGAACUGGAGCGGUGCUAUGAUAAUGCGUGCUAUCAGCGGCCUAGUGGGAAACCGCUGACGAAAACUUGCGUUGCUGAGUACAAAAAUCAGGUUCAGGAGCACGGCAGUGCACAGAUUAGCAGGAUGCGGCUCAGGUAAACGGCAGGUUUAUACAGAGAUUUUAACGUAAAUCGUCAAUUAAUAGUCGAAAUAUGACGACACCUAGAUAUAGAACAUAACCCCAACGAACCGAAGCCCGUCCGUAAUAGGUGUGGAUCGUGGCGCACAGAGCCUUAUGGGUCCAAGUUAUUUCGUGCGAGUAUUGUUCUUACCCGUAUAUUACAGAAAGGGGUAACAUCAAUGUGAGAUGUCAUAUUAAAUUUAAUCUCAGCGCUCCAUUAGUUCUAAGCCUUAAAAUCAUUCCAGAUCUGAUUGAAUUAUGUGCUAAGUAUUAAGAACAUUUGAAAAAUUUUGCUUUUAACCUCAGACCAUUUUACAACCAUAGUUUAAGCAAUUUUAAGAUGAUUUUUUUCGAAGACAAAACAAGGAGCUGCCAUUCCGUUUUAGGUUAACAAAACCGAACAAGUAUUCUAAG